Funneliformis mosseae is the source of this 687-nucleotide messenger RNA. Lineage: Eukaryota; Fungi; Glomeromycota; Glomeromycetes; Glomerales; Glomeraceae. The record is from the annotation of a GenBank genome assembly.
AUGGCUAAAUUUAGAAAAUUUCUAAUUAGCAUUAACUAUAACAGACCAAUUGUAGCAUCAAUGGAUAACAUAAAACUUGAAGAAAAAUUACGUUACUCUGCAAGCUUGAGCGUAAUUCUUGGAUCUACAUUACCAUUACAAGAAACUUCAGUAUCUUUUUAUAACAAAAUUAAUACUAUUAUAAAAAAUAUUCAAACCAAUAAUACAAUAGCUAAAUAUGUUUGUGUAUAUAUUUUACAAGUUCCAGUUUCUAAAGUAUUACCAUUUGUACUUAGAAUUAUUCCAAAUAAUAGUGAAAAUAUAUCUGAUGUAUAUGAAAUUCACAAUCAAGUUUUAGAAUUUGCCGCCCAUUUUAAAAUUUAUAUAUUAUCAAUUGGAGCUGAUGGCGUAUUAGUAGAAAUUAAAGCACAAAAAUGUAUUAUGCAAACUAAUACUGAAACUAAGCUUAAAUUUACUGACAAAUUAUACAGAAAUGUCAAUGAUCUAAAUUCAAAUUUAAAAAUUUGGCCUACAGAUGAUGAAAUCAGAGUUCUUAUUAAUGAUGCAUAUAAAGAAGCAAAUGCUUUAGCAAAUGACAAAAUAAUACUACUGAUUAAAGAAAAUUUAACAAAAGAAUUUCAAGAUGGAGAGGAGGUUUUAACAAAAAUUAUUGAAAUGAUAAGAAAUGUUGCAAGUUUAAAUUUAUGA